AUGACUUUAAACCACACCACCACCUCAUCCUCGUCACACGUAUUACCAACAGAAACAACGACCGUUCGCUUCUCAUUAUUAAAUAGUAACAGCAAAAAGUUUAACCUCGUUGAUUCGAAUAUUUAUAAAAAGAAACCUAACGGUUGUGGAUGUGCUUUAUGUUCAUUCUUUAUGAAUGAUUUUCCAGAGAGUUUAAAUGCCGAAGAUUAUGAACCUUCACGUGUUGAGCAAGUAGCAAACAUUGUGACACAUGGCAUUCCAUUAAUUAUACUUUCGUAUAUUUUCUACUUGACCUCACAUGUUGUAAAUACGAAAUUAGAGAUGAUUUCAUCUGUUCUGUAUUGUUCGAGUCUUUUCAUUCUAUUAUCCAUAUCGACAUUGUAUCAUGUCAUGUGUUUAAUUCAUGGAAAACAAUCAAGUAAGACCUAUUGGUUUCGAAUAAUUGAUUAUGCAACAAUUUACAUAUUCAUUGCUGCAUCCUAUACACCAUACUUGCUCGUAGUUGGUAUUGGCCAUGAAAACUUUUAUGGAAAAUUGAUGGCUGCAUUUAUUUGGUUAUUGGCAAUAUGUGGCUUGGUAAAAUCAUUUUCAGAAGGAAGAUUGCUGGCAUUUAUUAAUAAUAAUGCAUUAUUUAACUUGAUGGGAUGGGCAGCUCUACUUGCCAUGCCAACCUCAAUGUUUAUUCAUGUUCCCUUGGAGGCAUUCUUGACCUUACUAUUUGGAGGAAUAUUCUUCUCUGGUGGAGUUUAUUUUCUAAAAAAGGAUGGAGUCAUUCCAUUUGCUCAUGCAAUUUGGCAUAUAUUGUCUGUGUGUGGAUUCUUGAUGCAUUUCUUUUCAAUUUAUUAUUACAUCUUUCAAUUGGAUGGAUUGUUCGUUCCACAUGGAGUUUACAAUUCAAAAAUGGCGUAUGAGCAAAUUAUUGAAACACUUACUGGGCAGAGAAUGCCAUUUGGUCAUUUGCGUGUAUCCCCAAUACACUAAAGAGUAUCGACUAAAUUGUUAGAAUAGUAGCUCCCUAACUUGAUGAUGGAAAAUAUCAAAAAACUAUUGGGAAGAAGAGGAAAUCUGUUGCAAGUACAAUCAGCACUUACCAAUCAGGGCAAUAAUUGAAUUUAUUCCACAACAAUAGUAAUUUAAGAUGAGUUAAAUUCUUGAAUAAAUUAAUUUGUUUAUU
Naegleria gruberi is the source of this 1174-nucleotide messenger RNA. RefSeq lists its product as uncharacterized. NCBI's taxonomy places the organism in Eukaryota, Heterolobosea, Eutetramitea, Acrasida, Naegleriidae. The coding region runs from base 1 to 981 and encodes 326 amino acids. Gene Ontology annotation, cellular component: membrane. The transcript has a single exon. The record is from RefSeq and is a predicted model, not a curated record.